AUACCCGUGUCUUCCUCCUGAGCCAGCAGCAUGAGCAUGGCAAACGAAACAUACCUCUUCAUAAAAGACAUAAAGCCCGGACUGAAAAAUUUAAAUGUCGUCUUUAUUGUACUGGAGAUCGGGCGAGUCACCAAAACCAAAGAUGGGCACGAGGUGAGGUCCUGCAAAGUGGCCGACAAGACGGGCAGCAUCACCAUCUCCGUCUGGGAUGAACUUGGCAGCCUCAUCCAGCCGGGCGACAUUAUUCGCUUGACCAAAGGGUAUGCGUCUCUGUGGAAAGGAUGUCUUACGCUUUACACUGGAAGGGGAGGCGAGCUUCAAAAAAUCGGGGAGUUCUGCAUGGUGUACUCAGAAGUGCCCAACUUCAGUGAGCCCAACUCGGAUCAUCUUGGGCAGCCCCAUAAAGUGGCACAGGGUGAGCAGAGUAAUAAUUCCCUUCCAUCAAGUAAUUUGGGUACUUGUACAUUUGGGCCAACUGGAAACGGUUUGCCAACAGGACCUGAGCUGAGUGGAUUGUCGAUGGCUUAUAAUCAUGCCCCCUCCUACGCGGGUACUGGGAGGGCCAGUGGACGGGGCGCGGCCCCCCAUUCGGGGCCAUCUAGUAAUGCUCGUCCCCUUCAAAGCACAAUGAGUAAUGGGAGGGACCCUCGCCGAGCCUCGAAAAGAUGACCAAGCCAAAUGCCGCACUGUCCGCCUAAACUCUCUGCCCUACUUGAACACUUUCUGCACUUUUGUUGUUUAUGGCUAACUGUGAAAAAGGUUUGUUCUUCCUUCUCGUCCUCGGCCUUCUGCGGUGUGGAGAGAAGGACCCUUCCUUCCCCCACCCCACCCCCAGCUGAAAAAUCAGUGAAUCUGUCAACAUUGCAGUACUCCAGGAAGAUAGUCUUAAAAUAGGGUGUUGGGGGGUGGGAUCAUAGUUGGAAAUUGGGAUUCCUUGUUGAAUAUUAGAUGUUGAUUUCCAAAACGAAACUGGAGUUUGGUUGGAUGCUUUUUCCCCUCUU
Elgaria multicarinata webbii is the source of this 1001-nucleotide messenger RNA. RefSeq names its product nucleic acid binding protein 1 (gene NABP1). Bases 31 to 669 code for a protein of 212 amino acids. Gene Ontology annotation, cellular component: SOSS complex. The transcript has 6 exons. Lineage: Eukaryota; Metazoa; Chordata; Lepidosauria; Squamata; Anguidae. Gene Ontology annotation, molecular function: DNA binding. Gene Ontology annotation, biological process: double-strand break repair via homologous recombination; mitotic cell cycle checkpoint signaling; response to ionizing radiation. The record is from RefSeq and is a predicted model, not a curated record.